Cuculus canorus (common cuckoo) is the source of this 1068-nucleotide messenger RNA. RefSeq names its product forkhead box B1 (gene FOXB1). Gene Ontology annotation, molecular function: RNA polymerase II cis-regulatory region sequence-specific DNA binding; DNA-binding transcription factor activity, RNA polymerase II-specific. Gene Ontology annotation, biological process: cell differentiation; regulation of transcription by RNA polymerase II; anatomical structure morphogenesis. The transcript is spliced from 2 exons. NCBI's taxonomy places the organism in Eukaryota, Metazoa, Chordata, Aves, Cuculiformes, Cuculidae. The coding region runs from base 109 to 1068 and encodes 319 amino acids. The record is from RefSeq and is a predicted model, not a curated record.
ACGCGCCAGAGGAGCGGGGUGGGAAAGAGCCCGGACUCCCAGCCGCGUCCCGGAUGCGGACUGUCAACUUCCAGCAACUUUAAGAUCUCCUCGGGUCCCCCAGCCAAGAUGCCUCGCCCGGGCAGAAACACUUACAGCGAUCAGAAGCCGCCCUACUCCUACAUCUCCCUGACCGCCAUGGCGAUCCAGAGCUCCCCGGAGAAGAUGCUGCCCCUGAGCGAGAUCUACAAGUUCAUUAUGGACCGCUUCCCCUACUACCGGGAGAACACUCAGCGCUGGCAGAACUCCCUCCGGCACAACCUCUCCUUCAACGACUGCUUCAUCAAGAUCCCGCGCCGCCCCGACCAGCCGGGCAAGGGCAGCUUCUGGGCGCUGCACCCCAGCUGCGGGGACAUGUUCGAGAACGGCAGCUUCCUGCGCCGCCGCAAGCGCUUCAAGGUGCUCAAGUCGGACCACCUGGCCCCCAGCAAGCCGGCCGACGCCGCGCAGUACCUGCAGCAGCAGGCGAAGCUGCGGCUCAGCGCCCUGGCCAGCGGCACCCACCUGCCCCAGAUGUCCACGUACAACCUCGGCGUGUCCCAGCCCUCCAGCUUCAAGCACCCCUUCGCCAUCGAGAACAUCAUCGCCAGAGAGUACAAGAUGCCCGGCGGCCUCGCCUUUUCCACCAUGCAGCCCAUGCCCGCCGCCUACCCCCUCCCCAACCAGUUGACUACGGUGGGCAGCUCCAUCGGCACGGGCUGGCCUCACAUGUACGGCUCCGGCAUGAUCGACACCGCCACCCCCAUCUCCAUGGCCAGCGGCGAGUACGGCGCCUACGGCGUGCCCAUUAAGCCGCUCUGCCAUGGGGGGCAGACUUUGCCGGCCAUCCCCGUCCCCAUCAAGCCUACCCCCGCCGCGGUGCCGGCCCUGCCCGCGCUGCCCGCGCCCAUCCCCACCAUCCUCUCGAACUCGCCGCCCUCCCUCAGCCCCACGUCCUCGCAGACGGCCACCAGCCAGAGCAGCCCGGCCACCCCCAGCGAGACUCUGACCAGCCCGGCGCCCGCCCUGCACUCGGUGGCCGUGCACUGA